AACCCAAUGAUAGAGCAGAACGGCUUAGGGCAUCAGUUUCUGAUUGGGCAGCUGAGCUGGGGGCGUAUCCAGGCGCGCUCUCUAGUUCUGGGUCAUGCAGCUCGCGGCGCAUUCCUGCUCUGUUGUUCGUGCGUUUUGGCUGUUGGUCCCUGUUGCCGCCGCCGUCUCCUGCUUUGCACCAUGCCGGUGGACCUGAAUCAGUGGACCGGGCCCCUGAGCCUGCGGGAGGUGGAGGAGAAGCCGCAGCACCCGCUCACCGUCAAGUACGCGGAUAACGAAAUCAAUGAGCUGGGCCAAGUGCUGACUCCCACGCAGGUGAAGAACCGCCCGGUGAGCAUCACCUGGCAGGGCUGCGACUCCUCCAAGCUCUACACUCUGGUCCUCACUGACCCUGACGCUCCCAGCAGGAAGGACCCCAAAUUCCGGGAGUGGCACCACUUCCUGGUUGUCAACAUGAAAGGCAGCGACAUCAGCAGCGGCACUGUCCUGUCCGACUAUGUGGGCUCCGGGCCCCCGAAGGGGACAGGGCUUCACCGCUACGUGUGGCUGGUCUACGAGCAGAGCGGGCCGCUCAAGUGCGACGAGCGCAUCCUGUGCAACCGCUCCGGGGACCACCGGGGCAAGUUCAAGGUGGCCGCCUUCCGCAGCAAGUACAAGCUGGGGAACCCCGUGGCCGGCACCUGCUACCAGGCUGAGUGGGACGACUACGUGCCGCGGCUGUACGAGCAGCUGGCCGGGAAGUAGGCCCUGCACGGCCGCCCUCUGCCCCCCAGUGCCGCUUGCGGGGGGCUGAGACCAUUAGUAGUUUAGAGCCGGGCUUGCUUUGGGGGGCCCCCGGCCUGCGGGUCAGUAAGGGCGGGGUGGGGGGAGGGGGUCUCCACGUUAGUAAAAGUCAUGAUUCGAUUCCGGAGCACAUCCACAGAGACCUAGAAUCUGCGCACACACAGUGGGAGCCGAGCCUCAAGAGAAAGUUGUUGGGGCUCUCCUCCCUCGGUGUGUGGCCCGGCCCUUCCUCCCCCGUGGCCCCGGGCAGAAGCCGGACUGCCGGCCACCAUCCCAUCACCCCGAAGAGAACCCCGACUGCCUUCAAGUGGCCUUUGGCCUCCUGCUCCUUUGGAAAGAGCUCGGCGGGUCCAUUUGGGGGAUUUGGAGCAGGAAAGGCAGUUGUGGGCUUAACUACCCCCCUCCCCCAGUUGAGAAGUGUUCAUGGCCGGGCAGGGCCAGCUUCAGGUUAGAUGUUUGUGUUGUGAGAGAAGCAGGGCCCGACUUCCCGAUAUUAGUGUUUUACUCUGCCCUUUGCUUGUAGUUGAAUUAAAAUAAACUGGAAUGGAAUGA
This is a messenger RNA of Monodelphis domestica (gray short-tailed opossum), 1335 nucleotides long. It is a transcript of the gene PEBP1, whose product is annotated as phosphatidylethanolamine binding protein 1. Gene Ontology annotation, biological process: negative regulation of MAPK cascade. Lineage: Eukaryota; Metazoa; Chordata; Mammalia; Didelphimorphia; Didelphidae. The record is from RefSeq and is a predicted model, not a curated record.